UUGUUCCCGCCGUGCUGACGUCACCACGCACUAUUGGAAGCGUUGGCGGGAAAAAGCUGGGCUUUCCUCAGGCGUCCGCCAUGGCUGAGGCGACGGCGGCGGAGCUGGAUUCGGACGGGAGCGGCGAGGAAGUGGUGCUGACCCCGGCCCAGCUCAUCCGCCACCUGGAGCAGGCUUGGAUGAAUGAGAAGUUUUCCCCUGAACUGCUGGAGAGCAAAUCAGAAAUCGUGGAGUGUGUCAUUGAGCAGCUGGAGCAUAUGGAGGAGAACCUGAAGCGCACCAAAGGAGGGGACCUGAAGGCCAGCAUCCACCGCAUGGAAGUGGAAAGGAUCCGCUACGUCCUCAGCAGCUAUUUGCGCAGUCGGAUCCGAAAGAUUGAGAAAUAUUUCCCGCACGUCCUGGAAAAAGAGAAGACCCGGACAGAGGGAGAGCCCUCCAUUCUCUCUCCAGAAGAGUUCGCCUUUGCCAAAGAGUACAUGGCCAACACAGAGGCCCAUCUCAAAAACGUGGCUUUGAAGCACAUGCCUCCAAACCUACAGAAGGUGGACCUCCUCAAAAUAGUUCCCGAACCAAACCUGGACGCCUUUGUUUUCCUCCGAGUGAAGGAAAAACAGGAGAACAUCCUGGUGGAGCCGGAGACGGACGAGCAGAGCGAAUAUGUGAUCGACUUGGACAAAGACUCCCAGCACCUGAUUCGGUACAAAACAAUCGCUCCUUUGGUGGCUUCCGGAGCAGUGAAGCUCAUCUGAAAUGCAAGGAAAAGUUGCAUCCUGAAAAUUUGGGGCCAGAGGAUUGUUUCCAGCUGCUAUCAGCGUUUCCAGCUGUUCCUCCAGUAAGGUUUCGGUUUGCAAGUUGUCCUUUUUCUGUCCUAUCUGCUGCUGGGCUGCAAAAAAGAGACUAUCCUGCAAUCCACCAUAUGUCCAGCAGGUGGCACUAGACCUAAUCUGACAAUGGAAAUUUGCAUUUGUAUAACGUGGAGGAAGUUACUUUUCUGGACUGCAUUUUCAAUUAAUAGUGAAUAACUUUUUCAAGGACAGCCUUUUCGAGCCUCCAAUGCGUCCCGUUGUGGUGGCUGGGGACAAUGGGGGUUUCAAUCCAUCUCAUCAGAAGACUUCUUGCUCAUAGAAGAAGGCUGGUACGAAAUGCAUUGCCAUCCCCACCUAUUCAAUUCAAGCCCAUCGUGUUUUGCGACUGAACUCUUUGGGUAUCUGCAUAAUAUCUGGAAAGAUGGGCAGAUUUUUCAGAUUUACAGAAAAUAUCUUGCCUUUUCUCCAAGCAAUAAAUGGUCGCUGGAAGCUGGAAUUUGCAUGGAGUAAAAUACAAUAUUUACUAUUUACA
Molecule: messenger RNA, 1338 nt
Organism: Anolis carolinensis (green anole)
Lineage: Eukaryota; Metazoa; Chordata; Lepidosauria; Squamata; Anolidae
Gene: gins4
Product: GINS complex subunit 4
Exons: 7
Coding region: 81-749 (222 amino acids)
Biological process (GO): DNA-templated DNA replication; double-strand break repair via break-induced replication
Cellular component (GO): GINS complex
Source: RefSeq, a predicted model, not a curated record